AUGGCGCCGAUAUCCGCCGCUGCUUUGUCUUCCGCUCCGCGGGGCGAUUCCAACGUGCCUGCGGGGAAGAGUCGUGAUGUGGCCCCGAUCAUGCUUGCCGUUGGCGUCGAUGGUGCUCUCGGGCCGAGCGAUUGUCUUCUCGCCACCCACGUAAUGCACCGCCUGGGGCUGCAGGGCGGACACAUUGUACACCUCUGGACAAACUACGGCGACGUAUACGCGGGAGUGCGACCGAUGCGCGGGUCCGCUGUUGCAUCCGACAAGAUCUUUCUGAACGAUGAUGCAGCGGCUGUUUUGGUCGACGUUUCGUCUGUCGCACUUUGUCCGGUUCUUCUCCCUGUGAAUGGCGUACCGACAUUGCGGUCUGUAACGCUGGCGAUGGUAGUCCCCGAAAACGCGCGUGACGCUGACACGACUGACGCUAUUGCGCCGUCGAUCGCAUCUACUGUGGAGUGGCAAGCGUUGUUUCGCCGCACACUGCACCACAAGAUCGGGUAUGUGCACCUCCGCAUCACCCAGCGUGUGCUGACCCAUCGCAUCGCGCUGGAGGUGGUGGACUUGAGUGUGGCGUGCGGAGGGGAAGAAGGGUCGACGCCGGCGGCCGAGUCCGCAGCUGCUUGGGGAAUCGUGACGGAUGCGACGGAGGUGCGCCUUUGUACCAGUGGCGGUGCUGCCGAGACCCCAAGCGGCGCGCCGCAGCGUGCCUCAACUCCGAUCGCAGACGGCACGGCAGUGGCACAUCAGGACAGCGGCGCGUCUUCCUUUGGGUGCUUGUGCACCCUCGUAGUGGGGGACACUGGUGUCGGCAAGAGUCGCUGGCUCGCUCGCCAUGCCUCCACAGCGCCCCAGGCAGAGCAACAGGGACGCAUGGACGGAUUCACUUCUUCGGCCGCCGCGACUAGGCGUACGAGGUACAUAGAAUGGGUUCACGUGGACCAACUGCCGCAGGGUGAGGGCAGCGAGGUGAGCACAGCGACGGCGUUGCACGAGGUAUUUGAGCGCGCGCGUCAGUCAGCGCCGGCGACGGUGGUCAUGGAUGAUUUGCAUCUUAUCUGCGCCAGCGAGGCGUCCUCUGCUGGGUCUCGCUGGGCGAUGUCCCUCAUCGCCCAUGCCGUGGCUGCUGAGCUGCUUGACUUGCAGAGCCGCCGUCUCGAUGUGCGAGUGGUUGCGAGUGCGCCGACGCUGGCGAGUCUCGACUCAUGUCUAACCAGCGCCACUCUCUUUGGCGGGAGCGUUGUGUCGCUGGAGAUGCCGAGUAGCGCUCAGGAGCGGCUCGCAUGUCUCCGUACGUGCCUCGCGGAACUGUCUUGUAGCGGUGCAGAGGCAGGGCCUGCCGUCAGCGACGACUGCCUACUCGAGGUGGCAGAGCGCGCGCAUGGCUUCACACAGCGCGACCUGCAUCGACUCGUCGAGACAGCAGUGGUACAAGCGUUCCAAGCACGUCAGUCAACCGAGCCAACGGAGGCGGACCUUCGCGUGGCGGCAGCUGCGGUGCGUCCUUCGUCGCUCAAGCGCUUCGAGGUGUCGAUUCCGAAUGUGACGUGGUCCGACAUCGGCGGAAGCGCAGAGGCGAAGCAGACCCUCUGUGAUGUGGUGGACUGGUGCCUGGGGAAGCACAGCUGGGUCUUCGCGGAGUUCAACUUGACACCACCGAAGGGUGUGCUCCUCUACGGCCCGCCGGGCUGUAGCAAGACGAUGCUGGCCAAGGCGCUCGCGAACGAGAGUCACAUGAACUUCAUUUCCGUAAAGGGACCGGAGGUCUUCUCGAAGUGGGUGGGUGAUAGCGAGAAGGCGGUGCGCGACAUCUUCGAGCGUGCCCGUGCGGCGAGCCCCUGCGUCGUGUUCAUUGAUGAGUUGGAUGGCAUGUGCGGCCAUCGCGGUCGCGGUGGCGUGUCGGACCGCGUCAUCUCGCAGUUCCUCACCGAGCUGGAUGGGCUGCCGGCCGCCUUUGAUGAAAAGAAGAACGCACUCGUGUUUGUGGCGGCGACAAAUCGUCCCGACAACAUCGACGGCGCGGUGCUGCGUCCCGGACGCAUUGACCGUCGCGUCUACGUCGGGCUUCCUACCUUGCCAGAGCGGUGCGCCAUCACGGAUAUUCAAUUCCAGCACCUGCCUGUGGCGGCGGAGCUCACGGCUAACUACGUGGCAGAGCGGACAGAUGGCUACACUGGUGCCGAGGUCGUAGCGGUGGUGAAAGAGGCCGCGUUUCACGCCAUCACAGCCAACGCGCAUGCGUCUCAUGUGACGGUGGCCGACGUCGACGCGGCCCUGAAGAAGGUGCGACCACGCAUCAACGCAAAAGAUGUGGAGUGGUACAAGCAUUGGCCGCACAACAGAAAAAGCUCCACCGCGCACAUGUGA
This is a messenger RNA of Leishmania mexicana MHOM/GT/2001/U1103, 2361 nucleotides long. Its product is annotated as AAA family ATPase-like protein. The transcript has a single exon. Gene Ontology annotation, molecular function: ATP binding; ATP hydrolysis activity. Gene Ontology annotation, cellular component: cytoplasm. Lineage: Eukaryota; Euglenozoa; Kinetoplastea; Trypanosomatida; Trypanosomatidae. The record is from RefSeq and is a predicted model, not a curated record. Bases 1 to 2361 code for a protein of 786 amino acids.